AUGGCUGCCUCAAAAGCUUUAUCCACCUCGCUUAUGUCCCGGGGAUUUCCAGAAAGAGUCUCAAGUGUCGACACCACGCACAACUACCUUAACGCACUCAAAUUGAUGCGAAAAGAGCUCAGCACGGCGAAUAUGUCGUCAGAUCGAGAGCUACUGGCAUCAAUAAUGUGCCUCAGCUUGGCAGAGGUUAUGUUUCCUGGGCCAAGUGAAGGUUUAAAGAUGCAUAUAGAUGCCGUGGCGCAAAUCCUUCAGGCAAAUGGACCCCAACGUUAUCAGACUGGCGUUGCCCACAGGUUAUUUAUCGGCUUCCGCCCGUUGUUGAUGAUAAACGCCAUACAAUGCCGAACUCCAUCUUUUCUGGGGUCGGAUAACUGGAAGACGACACCAUUUGCAAUACUUAGCCCAUCCCCAAUGCAAAGCCUUCUCGGCCAGGCCGCUGCGCUUCCAACUAUUUUGCAUACAUUGGACAACUUAUCUGGUCCAGAUGCUUCAGAUAAAAACCAAUACGAGUGUGAACGCAUAUUGAACUGCUUUAAUGACUUGUUGAACGGGUUAAACAAUUGGGAGAUAUCUGAAUCUAUCAAUGUGACGUCUCCCCUUUACUGGUACCGGGAUCAGGAUCCAGAAGAAAUCCCGUGUAUUUGGUUUCCUAGUAUCACUAUGGCCAACGCAAUCACCUAUAUCUGGGCGUUUCGUAUCAUAUGUCUCUGCGAGAUGGAGCGUCUUGCGUCGUCUCUCCCACAGCCGAGCAUUGAAUACCUGAGGAUCUUGAAGGAACAACACAUUGAAAGUGUCCAGAAAAGUUCAGAGACACUCAUGAGACGGAUAUGCGAAAGCAUGGAGUAUCUUCUCCAAGAGGAAAUGAAACUCUUCGGUCCUGCUUCUACAAUCCUGCCUCUUCAGGUGGCCUACGCGGUAGCCACAAUGAAUGGUAAUCAACACAACGGGCAAUUACCCAUCCUGAAGAGAAUUGUCGAGCGGCUAGUUCUCAAAGGACUUCAAUCUUUUCCAAUGUUGAUAUUUGAAAGGAAUUCUUUCCUUCACAGAUGGGAUAGAUUAUCAAACAGGCAAUUGGCAUAA
Molecule: messenger RNA, 1080 nt
Organism: Aspergillus costaricaensis CBS 115574
Lineage: Eukaryota; Fungi; Ascomycota; Eurotiomycetes; Eurotiales; Aspergillaceae
Exons: 3
Coding region: 1-1080 (359 amino acids)
Source: RefSeq, a predicted model, not a curated record